Clunio marinus is the source of this 315-nucleotide messenger RNA. Lineage: Eukaryota; Metazoa; Arthropoda; Insecta; Diptera; Chironomidae. The record is from the annotation of a GenBank genome assembly.
AUGAGAAAGAUCGGACAUAUUGUCGAGACAUUAAAGCUAUCAUUAAGCACUUUAAGCAAUAACUUUUUAUCACUUUCACCAUCUGCAUUUAACGACAUUCGUGUAAUAACUUUCAACUCUCAGGACGUGAAUCUUCAACCACAACCACACACGUUGCUUGAAAUUGGCCAAACAUUAAAUAAACAUUAUGUGAUACCCCCUGAGGGUGGAGUAUUAUUCAUUCGUCCAUUGACUGAUGAAGUCGAGCCGAGGCCUUUUCCAGCAUUAAAUAAUCAAUCAAACUCAUCUGUAUGCCACACAUUGACAAAGUCAUAA